Solea senegalensis (Senegalese sole) is the source of this 3422-nucleotide messenger RNA. RefSeq names its product ras homolog family member F (gene rhof). The coding region runs from base 1869 to 2504 and encodes 211 amino acids. Lineage: Eukaryota; Metazoa; Chordata; Actinopteri; Pleuronectiformes; Soleidae. The transcript has 5 exons. The record is from RefSeq and is a predicted model, not a curated record. Gene Ontology annotation, molecular function: GTPase activity; GTP binding. Gene Ontology annotation, biological process: small GTPase-mediated signal transduction; cell migration.
UACAUGCCAAUUUCCUUUUGUUUUGUUGUGGAAACUGAAGCAGUUUGUGGUUCUAAUUUCAUGGUGAAUGUACUAACCUUAAAUGAUUGUAGGCCUUAUAGGUUUAAAACAGUAACCCAAUCUGUCUUGCAACACUGGAAACCACUCUUAACAUUGACAGUGAGACAAUGUUGUCCUGCCUUGUCACGGCAUGUUGUCCUGCAACAUGCCUCGACAAGGUGAUAGGAUCAUCUGGUUGUACAAGUGCAAGUGUUUUCAGGAAUAGUUACUUGUGUGUGUGUGUUUGCUUAAAAUAGGCUAAAGGCAGAGACAACAUCUCCCCUUAAAGAGACAGCUUUCUCCAAAAAAAUGUAUACACUCCCACCCCAUCACCUAUAACUACAUCCAUCCUUAACCAAACAAGUCAAAUGUAACCUCCAAAAAUUGUUAAUAGUGUGUUAGAAUUUACUCAUAUGCAUAAUGACGGAUGAUGAUCCAUUAGAGAAGAAACCAUUCUUACAUCCACACUCAACUGCUCUCUCCUGACACCCAUGGUGACCUACAGACUUGUUCAAAAUGUCAUUUUAUUGCAUGGAUAUCAUUCGAUACACAGUUACUGUCAAAACAACGCAGUGUUGAAUGUGAAUCUUUGAAGUUAUUGGUCACUACCUCACCUUCGUCUCCCAUCGGAGUCCCAUUUGAAAAAAAGAAUGUGUUGCAGUGUAAAUAAGAGACACCGUGCAAUUUCUCACAAUGUUCUCUCCAACUCAGUCACUUUAAGUCAUUUUCAUUGGAUACAUUACACCCUGGGAUGUGUGUGUGUGUGUUAGAGAGAGAGAGAGAGAGAGAGAGAGAGAGCGAACAGUUUGUCCUGACGCCCAACUUGUGAUGUCACUGCUUUGACGCAUGACAUCGUCCUUGUACAGUAACGAUGCCUAAAAAUAAUCACAUGGAUAAAAAAAACCCCAACAACAACAGAUAAACAUUAAUCAGAUGAAGUGUACCAUUUCCUAAUCUGAUAACUCUAUGCUUGGAUACUCUUUCCAAUGCGAUGAAUUUAAUCAGUUUAAAUCCUAUAAUUACAUUUGUCCUGUUCUAUUAUUUGGUGGAUUCCACUCAAAGGAGUUUUUCCCAUGAAGAUGCAAUGAAAUAACCACAUUUGGUCAAACUGGCAUGUGCUUGGUACACAGUAGAAUAUUAGAAGGAUAUGAAAAGAGCUUCAUCUGAGAGGAAGAGGAGGGGCUGAUGGUUUUACCUGUGCUUGUGUCUGAGAGAAGAUCCCACCAGUCACAAUGUUGUUGUAUCAAAAGCAGCAUUCAGUCCCAUUCACUGUCACCAGAGCCUCCACCAGACUUAACACUUAACAGUAAAGAGAUCUGAUUAAUGAUCUCGUCAGCCCAACUCGCUGACUCAUCCUUGGCAUUUCCAUUGUUUUUAUCAUGCACACCCCUGUGGAUGGAGGUAGAGCUUCACCUCGAGUAACCACCCAUUAAAUGAAAAAAAGAAAAGAGAGAGAAGGCAUUCAUAGAGGAAGUAGCUUCAGCCACACUCAGAUAAUCCACAUGUGCAGUCUCGCUCGCUGCUGUUGCGGCUGCAGAUACUCAUACCCAGAGAUGCUGCUUCUCUAAGAAGACCGGCAACAGUGCAGGAGGAAAGCGUGCAGGGGGGGUCAACUGGAAAGUGCUUUGAUGUGACAGGAACAGGAAGUGAUGAGCAGCUACCUGGUAAAACAUGAGACUUGUCUGUUCCUCUCUCAGCUCACUGCCUGAGAACCAUCUCAGCUUUUCCAAAUAUAGGGUUUCAACAUGUAUUUGACCUAAACGUGGGGGGAAAAACAAUUAUCAUCAGUCCUGUUCUGGCUGGCAUCUCUGUGACUGUUUGGAGGCAAAAUGACACAAAAUGGGGCCGUUGCUGGUACUGGUCCCCCAAAGAAGAAGGUAGAAGAACUCAAAAUUGUGAUUGUUGGUGAUGGAGGAUGCGGGAAAACAUCUCUCUUGAUGGUGUAUGCGAAAGGAGAUUUUCCAGAGAAAUAUGCACCAUCAGUGUUUGAAAAAUACUCCACCACAAUCUCUCUCGGAGGAAAAGAGAUACUUCUCAAGCUGUACGACACAGCUGGACAGGAGGACUACGACAGACUCCGGCCACUCUCUUACCAAGAGGCCAAUCUGGUCAUCGUCUGCUUUGAUGUGACCAACCCCACCAGCUUUGAGAACGUCAUGAUAAAGUGGUACCCAGAGGUGAAGCAUUUCUGUCAGGACAUACCGGUCAUCCUGAUUGGCUGCAAGACUGACCUCAGGAAGGACAGGGAGUGUACGAGGAAACUGAAGGCCUUGAAUCUGAGUCCCAUUACGUACGCACAGGCCGAGGAGACCCGGCAGCACAUGAAAGCAGAGCUCUACCUCGAGUGUUCGGCGAAGUAUCAGGAGAACGUAGAAGACAUUUUCAGAGAGGCCACCAAGAUGGCCCUGGCCUUCUGUCGGAAACAGAAGAUGUGUAAGAGGAAGAGGAAUUGUGUAGUUCUCUGAGGUCAAAGAUGAGCACCUAAGGCCGUCUAAUUUUGUGUUAAGAGAGUUUGGAUGUUCAGGUAAUGUCCCAGGAUGUUUGGGCCUCACUGAAUCAUGACAGUGUUUUCCUUUUGCUGUCAAAUGAAAGGAGGACUAAUGAUGCAACAGGAAAAUCGGUUUUGCAAGACAUUGCAGAAUGGAGAUAUAGUGUUAUACACAACUUGAAACUCCUUGGGUGAAUGUGUUAACUUUUCUAUGGGAAAAUGUUUUCUAAAUCUUGUUUUAAUUUUUUUUUAAAAAGAUUAAACAUUGCACUAUUUGCAAACCGAUAUGUAUUUAUUAGAGGAGCCGAACAGUUCCCUCGUGUUAUGUCAACAUGGGUUUUCCUGUGGCUUUUACAGCCGGCGUUUAAAUGUCUGAUAAUAUGGUUUAAAAUCUGCUGGCAGAAAGCAAAUACACCGAGAUUCAAUAACAACGGCACUGUAGCUUGUUCAGGCUUGAGAAGAAGUAACAACGUGUUAACACCCUACAAGGUUAGAUCAUUUACAGUAAAACAAAUGAUAAAACUGUUUUGUCAACUGAAGCAGAGGGCUCUUAUCUUUACCAACAGUGCCCACUAGUGUUGUAAAAACCUGAAUGCAUCACUGUCAAAUAAAUUCAACGACCUCCGUGUCUCGGUGCACAAAAUACACAGAAAAAAAAUAUUUGAAUUGCAUGUUCAUUUUUUUUUUUAAUACUUUUUACAACAAUGUACAGAGAAUUUGUCAACCGUCUCUCAGGCACCAAUUACAAACUUGAAGAUGAAAGAUGUUUUAUGGCUACAUGAUCAACGAGAGAGGGGUGGGGGUCUUAAAUGUGUUAUGUGCAUUCUGGCAGCGCUCACAUCAAAUGUUACAUCUGUGGUUUGUGACUCGUGCUUCAAUAAAUGUGAUACGUGAA